AUGGACAAGAGUUCUUAUACCAGAAAGUCCCCAGAAGAUGACCCCAGGCCUCUAUACGACUUAUUCCGCCAACUCUCGUUCGAAAGAACUAUUGAUCCGGACAAGAUGCAACGGCACAUCCUAGACAGCAUCUAUCGCCUUGUCCAUGGCUCCAACAACAUCGAACAUGGCAGUUUCAACUUGGACACCACAGUCGAGCUUUGCCGCACCAUUUUCGAAGGCUCAAUCAGUGAUCCACCUGAUCUCCUAGUUCUCGACGUGGAAAUCUAUCGAGAGCUGGGCCAACAUCUCAAGGCAGCGCAGUAUCUCAUUUGCCAAACCACCAAGAGCGAUCUGUCGGAGGAUAUUAUCAAGGAAGCGCAUCGCAUCAUGACAAAUGAGUUCAAUCAGACUGAAGGUACAUAUGAUACCGAUUACAGCGGCAAAUAUCGCACAUCUCCCCUGCAAGCAACGUCCCGUCCCUACAUGGACCCCAACAAGAUCCCCGCUGCGAUGGACAAGAUGAUGGGCAGCUACAGAGCUGAUAUCCUGGCGGCGGGGAUAAAAGGAGAGAUUGAUCCUGUGGCGCUUGCAGCAAAAUACAGUCACAUUUUCUUUAGUAUCCAUCCAUUCCAUACCGCCAACGGCCAAAUGAGUCGCCUUAUACUCAACGCCAUACUCUUCAAGUGGGCGGGAUGUCUCGCUCCUUUUGGUGUGGAUGAAGAGGAGUGCGCAGAGUAUCUUUCCAUCGUAGUUGAGGCAAUGGAUCUGGAAACCUCUGAGGCUGCGAGUUGUCAGGGAGUGUCUGACGGCGGUAGACCGACGCUUUAUAAAAAGCUGGCUUCCUAUAUCUUGAAGCAUGCGGCGGCGGGUAUGAUGCUGGUUUGCGAGCCUCUGUAA
This is a messenger RNA of Fusarium subglutinans, 879 nucleotides long. RefSeq names its product adenosine monophosphate transferase FICD like. The record is from RefSeq and is a predicted model, not a curated record. The transcript has a single exon. The coding region runs from base 1 to 879 and encodes 292 amino acids. NCBI's taxonomy places the organism in Eukaryota, Fungi, Ascomycota, Sordariomycetes, Hypocreales, Nectriaceae.